GCAUCUAUUCCUACUCGUCGUUCUGGAGUUCUCCCUGUCUAACGGGUCGCUUUCAUCAGCCGUACUUGUGAAUGACAGACGCUGCUAACAUGCGUCUUUUGCCAUCCAAAAGCAGUUAACCCUCCCAGGGAAAUAGAGAGAAAAUGGGGGAACUUGUGGCACAUGUUGCGGUUAAUGUUACGCGUCCCUGAAAACUCCAUUUGAGAUUACCCAUGAGCCAUGAGCUACGACUACCAUGGGUCUCGUAGAUAUCUGGGAAUGGGUACCCAAUGGGACACCGUAUGGAUAAUUUGAGUAGAUUCAGUCGAGUUCCCCUUAAAGCAGGUGUCUAGUCACUCUACCCUUUUCUCCCCUCCCCUUAAUCGUCUUUCUCUCGAGGUUUUCAAUCCAAGUGAAUACUCAAUUGCUUCGAGUAUCACGGUGCUCUGUGAAAGGGAAUGUUCAGGUCAUGAAACGCGCCACUAGAGUGGCUAUCGUCGCGAUAGUACUCUUUUUCAAUCUUCUUUUCGUGUUUUUUCACCUGCGCAAUAUCUUUACUGUUUUCGAUGUCGUGGGUGCGUCAAUCGAUGGGUACAUUCCUCGGCCGGUGAAGACAGGGCAAGAUAGAGCUGUAGUGAUUCCGCAUUUAAAGUCUGAAGACACAAGUUGGGUUGGGGAAUUUUUACCUGAUUGGCAGUCAUACAUUUACUCUGUUGACGAUCCAGAUGCCAAGCUACACACGCCAAACAAAGGUCAUGAGUCAAUAGUAUACCUCACAUACAUCAUUGACAAUUACGAUAAGCUUCCUUCGAUAAGCGCUUUCCUACACGCCCACCAAAAUGGUUGGUGGGAUGCAUGGCACACAGACGUGGUUGGUCACGAUAACGUCGUUUCUUUAAACACUCUCAACCUUGAUUUUGUACAAGAACAAGGCUACGUAAAUCUUCGGUGUGCUUUGAAGCCUGGCUGUGCACUAUCAGAUGUUGCCCCUAACACACACAUCAACCCGGAGAUCUGGAUGCAAGUGUUCGGAAACGAUACGACCAUGCCCGCAGAAAUUGGCGCAACAUGUUGUGCUCAAUUCGCGGUUUCGAAAUUACAGAUAUUGCAGAGAAAAAAGGAGGAGUAUAUACACUAUCGGGAUUGGAUCCUUCAAACUCCAUUGCCGGACCGAGAGAGUGGGAGAGUUAUGGAAUAUCUUUGGCAUAUCAUAUUUGGGAGGAAUGCAGUGCAUUGCCCGGAGCCCAAUCAAUGUUAUUGUGACGUAUAUGGGAGGUGUGAUAAAUGAUCGUUUGGGGAAACAAUGUUCACAAGCCAAGCUUUAGGAUAUUAAGAAUUCCAUGUGCGAUAGCUCCUAUUCUUCACAAUUUCCAUGACGAGAUUUGAAUAAAGAAAGAUAGUACCGACACUCCAUAUUUGGGUAAUUUCGGCGAUCGAAGAUAUAUUUCCAAGGUUUGAAGUUCCGCCAUAUUAGUGUAUUUAGCUAGUCAUUCUCUUUCCUCUCACAUCCUGCCUUCUCAAUCGGAUUGAGUAUUCAAGAAGAGACGUCAAGUCUUGUCCAUGAUGUACCUUGAUGGCAAUUAUGGAUCGAACCAACUCAAACUACAAUGGUCAAUUGUUGACA
This is a messenger RNA of Botrytis cinerea B05.10, 1603 nucleotides long. RefSeq lists its product as hypothetical. Bases 449 to 1267 code for a protein of 272 amino acids. The transcript is spliced from 2 exons. The record is from RefSeq and is a predicted model, not a curated record. NCBI's taxonomy places the organism in Eukaryota, Fungi, Ascomycota, Leotiomycetes, Helotiales, Sclerotiniaceae.